Messenger RNA from Saprolegnia diclina VS20, 546 nucleotides. RefSeq lists its product as hypothetical. The transcript has 2 exons. Bases 1 to 546 code for a protein of 181 amino acids. The record is from RefSeq and is a predicted model, not a curated record. Lineage: Eukaryota; Oomycota; Saprolegniomycetes; Saprolegniales; Saprolegniaceae.
AUGACAAACAUACCAUCCAUUGUCUCGGUCUGCGAGUUGUGCGCGACAACGGGGCAGUGCCGUGGCCCCGGUCUUAGCGCGACAAAGUACUGCGGCGUCUUUUUCGAGACGGCGACCAUGUCGCCGCAGUCGUGCUGCUGCGCCGUGGCACUCGCGUGUCCGAAAGCUACCGAUGCGCUGUGCACAUGCACCGAGAUCCCGUCGGACGGGCAUUCGAUCGAUUGGCUUUCGAGCAUCGUGUUGCCUGCAGCGGGCGCGGCACUAUUCCUUGUCCUGGCACCAAGAGGCGCGUAUUGCGAAAGCCUCGAGGAUCACGAACGCGUGUGGCAAGAGAUUGAAGCCGAGCGGCUGCGUCUUGCACGGAUGCCGGAUGCGCGCGUCCAGCCGCUUCUCGUCGAGAAUAAGGAAUUUGGGGUCGUGGAGUCGGAGCUUGCUCUCGACGUAUCGGAGCCAACAGUCAAGCCGAUAUGUUACUUUAUCGACGACGUGACGACAUUACGGUCUGACGGUACAGCGUCGUGGCACGCUCCAUUCGUGUACACGUAG